CAGUGAAUACAAAUGUGUGUUAAGCAUCACUUUUAUUUUGAUGCUGGUCAGCAAGUGUGUAUUUCUAGGGUUAGGUGAAAUGGUUAAAAUCAGUAUCUGAAAUUGGUAUGAAUCAUUUAAUGGCAACUGUGCAAAAUCAUCUAUAAAACAAAUCAAUCUGAUGUCCAGUGCAGUCACCUGUAAUACACAGUUACACAUUACAUUUUGUAUAUCAAACAAAAACUUCAGUGACUUCAGUUAAGUUACAAUUUGCUUUGACUUGAAUAACAAUAUUCUGUAAAACAAUAACAUGAUAAGAUCACGUUAUGAUCCACUGAAAGUUGGUCAACAUUAAAACUGAACCAUCAUGCAGCCCUACUGGAUGUGGUAUUAUGCUCUAUACAUAAGUGGGUUUUUAUAAUUGUGCCCAAGUAAGGCCUCAGAGUCUGCUUCUUUUUUUAUCCAAGCCUAACAUGACCUUUUUUUUUAAAAGAUGCAAAAUAAAUAGCAAGUAUUAUUGGAAUAAAAAUAUCCUGCAUAUUCCUGAGAGCCCCUGCCCUACAGUGUGUGUUUGAGAGUGUAUGUAAAACGACAGCUUGGUAACAGUUGUCCCUUAUCAGGUUGCAUUCCUGCUGCAUAUCAUCAUCACCAUUGGCUCUUCUGGUAAUACUUUCUCGCCUGUUACUAUGAGUAUGUUUAGGGAUACAAUCACCAACAGACAAAUGGAAAUAAUGAAAGAUGUGAGGAAAAAAAAGAUUAUGGUAGUUUGCAGGACUCAAAAGAGGCAAAAUCAAGGCAUUAGGUCAAGAUGAGAAUUCAAGAAACUGAAGUGGGCAGAAACUCUUGGAUACAGUUCACAUAACUGUAGAGAUUAGCUGAUGUCGAGGAGGCAGACGAACAGAGUUGGGGGGCAUCAGUUGGGAUGAUGCUCCAUUCUUACCCUCCUCCCAAGGGAUGGAUGGGAUGUCAACAAGGUCUGGCACAAGCUGACAAGCUUGCACUCCGGCCCAGCAGUACAUUAGCAUCUCUUCCAGCGUGUCCAGCCCCCAUUGCCACUCCACAUCCAGCCCUGGAGCUUUUAGGCUAUGGAGCCAUGGGGAUUGCCUUUUUAGGAGACACCUGAUCACAGCUGAACUCACCGCCGCCCAACACAAAGAAGCUGCGGCUGAUAACAUGAUGCUGUCAUGUGAGUGCCCACCCUUGAUACAAGAGGGUACAUGUUUGCGUGUGAGACUAGAAGAGAGCUCUGAGGGUGGGAACUGAGUAGAGCUAUUAUGCACAGUUGAAGAGAGAGGUCUGAGGUUGCUUCACAGCAAGCAGAAAUCUCAGCAACAGCGUGAUCACCGGAGAGGCUGUUUGAAGUUCUUCAGGAUGUUUGGGGGGAAGAGAUUUUGCUCUGUUUCUAUUGUUCUGUGUUUGGGAGUCCUCUGAGGUGGUUAAGAAGACUGAAAUCUUGGCAUUUGUCCGUGCCUGACUCAUUCAAGAGAAGAUCUUGUGGUCCUGAUUAUCUGGGUGGAGUGAUUUUUGUCCUGAUUAUUGUCUGAAGAGCAGAGCCCAGUAUCAUGGAGAAAUUCAAGGCAGCCAUGGUUCUGGGUGGUGUUGGUGAUGCCUUAGGCUACAGAAAGGGCCACUGGGAAGACUGCAUUUCAGGCAGGAAGAUCCAAGAGGAACUGGCCUCUCUUGGAGGUCUGGGGGCCAUAAAACUGGACCCUGAUAACUGGCCCCUGAGUGAUGCAACGCUGAUGCACAUGACCACAGCAGAGGCACUUAUAACAGAUUACUGGUGUCUGGAGGACCUAUACCGGGAGCUGGUACGUCUCUAUGUGGAAGCCAUGGUGUCUCUCCAGGGCAGAGCCCCUGAUCCUGUCACAGUGGAGACCUGUGUUCACCUCAAACCUCACAACUUCCUGUUAGCCUGGCAUACUCCCUUCAAUGAAAAAGGGUCUGGGUUCGGGGCAGCUGCUAAGGCCAUGUGUGUAGGUAUGAGAUACUGGCAACCUGAGAGGCUAGACAACCUGGUGGAAGUUGGCAUUGAGAUUGGCAGAAUGACCCACAACCAUCCAACAGGCUUCCUGGGCUCCCUGACAUCGGCGCUGUUUGCAUCCUAUGCGAUCCAGGGGAAACCUCUUGUGACUUGGGGCCGUGAGCUCAUGAAGGUCAUCCCUCGAGCUGAGGAAUACUGCAAGAAGACCAUACGACACAUGGCAGAGUAUCAGGAAAACUGGUUCUACUUUGAGGCAAAGUGGCAGUUUUACCUGGAAGAGAGAGAGAUAGAGAAGGAAGGACAGAAUAAACCUUCGUUCCCUGAUCGCUAUGAUGCUGAGGAGACAGACAAGAUGUAUAAGCGCUGGAGCUCAGAGGGACGUGCAGGCCGGAGGGGACAUGAUGCCCCCAUGAUAGCCUACGACGCUCUUUUGGCUGCAGGGAGCGACUGGGCUGAACUGUGUAAACGAGGCAUUUUUCAUGGAGGUGAAAGUGAAGCCACAGGCCUGAUUGCAGGUUGUCUCUAUGGCCUCAUGCACGGCUUGAGCCAGGUUCCUCGGAACUUGUACCAGGAUUUGGACAAAAGAGAGCGCCUGGAGGAGCUUGGAGAGGCGCUUUACAAGGCAGCAUCUGCAGAGAAGUGCAUAGACAAGUAAUCCUGCUCCUUCACUGGCCCGAACUCUGCUGGCUAUCAGAAGAACUGCACAUGACUUUAAACUGCUUUCCUCUGCCCCACGCUACCCUCUAGUCCGCCUUGGCAGUAUCUCAGUAGUCUUAAGUGGCAUCCUGUCCUCUCCUCACCUCUCUUGUCCUUCUCUGCUUGAUUUUGCUGUCCACUAUCCACAGAUCUGUCACGAAUCAGAAAAGUUAAAGCACCUCUCACUGUAGUUGUGAGGCGGGGAAACAUGAAAAGGGCGACAAUUUAGGGUGUUGAGUUUCAUGAAUACUUUUCUACAAGAUCAUCUCUCUGGUCCAACAUCUGGAAUCAGUCUCAUCUACAUACUGCAUAUCUCAUAUAUGACUUUUAAGCCUACUGAAUGCUCCAAUAUCAUGCCUCUAUUAAAUUCAAAUGACAGAACUGUGGGGAAAAGUUAACUUUUACAGCUUUAAGUAAACUAAGACUUGUAGAUAAUUACAACCAGAAGAUAAUUUCCUUCUCUGACAUUUUCCCUUUUAAAAGCUAACCUGUAUUAACAUUAAGCACAUAGAAACAUUGUGUCCUGGACUAUCAAAUUCAUCAAAAUCUGCAUAAAAUUGUGUAAAUUUUAUCUACUGUGGGUUUUGACAAAGCCUAAAUGAAAAUAUUACUUGAAUCUAAAGGCAUGUCAUAAAAUCUAUACUUUUAAAUUAAGAUUGAACCUAUUUAUCUUUAGCUUAUCAAUGCAUGUAAGAUAUGGUUGAAAUUCUGUAAUGAUGUAACUUUUGUGCAAAACAGCUGCAGAGAGUUGCAGAAUAGUAAUUAUGUUUUCAUAUGAUUUAUUGUUAUUUGAAUUGUGAUUCCCUUAUCAGGUAUAGAUUGUGAAAGCACCAUUACAUGGUGAAUAUUAAUAUGAAGUGAACAUUAAAAUGGAGUCAGAUAUAUAUCACGCAUGCAGUCCCUGUCUCUAUCUUAACAGCAGUUAUUUUGAUGGACAGCUUUUCUUAUCUUAGUUUUCUACCAGAUUUCCUCUUCUUGUUACCCAAACCCAUUCAACAAUCCCCUGAACUAAUCAGCUAUAACAAGUCGACACUGCUAGAACUCUUCAAGUCCAAACAUUGAUCACUUUGCAGCAGGGGUGGAAUGGCUACUAAAAUAUUGAGUUCCAUUUGAACUGAAACUUCUGUAUUUUGUUGAAGUAAAAGUACAAAACUAGUCCUUUUGGAAAUUUCUUGGAGUGUCCUUGGGAGACCUUUUGGUAUGGUCAUUGUGAAAAGGCCACAUACAGUAUG
Thunnus maccoyii (southern bluefin tuna) is the source of this 3891-nucleotide messenger RNA. RefSeq names its product ADP-ribosylhydrolase like 1 (gene adprhl1). Gene Ontology annotation, molecular function: ADP-ribosylarginine-[protein] hydrolase activity; magnesium ion binding. The record is from RefSeq and is a predicted model, not a curated record. Lineage: Eukaryota; Metazoa; Chordata; Actinopteri; Scombriformes; Scombridae. Gene Ontology annotation, biological process: protein de-ADP-ribosylation. The transcript has 7 exons. The coding region runs from base 1542 to 2618 and encodes 358 amino acids.